CGUAGCAAAGGGCUGUGCACUGAAACUGAUGUUAUGGCACAAGUAUUACAAAAUGGCGCCACCACAGCAUUUGAAUAUGAGGAUGAAGAUGGUGAUCGUAUAACUGUGCGAAGCAACGAUGAGAUGCAGGCCAUGAUGGCAUAUUACUUGUCUGUGGUAAUGGAGAGCGAGUCUGCGAAUGUGAUGGCACCUCCACUGGUCAUUUACCCUAGGGUUGUCAAGUCAGGAAGAAGAAAUAUCCAUGGGUUAACAGUGAACACAAGUCCGCCUGGAAAUGUACCCAAAGGAGCAGACAGCGGAAUCAGUCUUCAUUAUGGGAGACAAGAUGCGGAGCUGAGGGAAAUCUUGGCUUCAGGCAGGAUGUCACAAGCAGAUAUACAGCAUUUAGAAGUACUUGGUCAAGGUCACAGUGGAACGGUCUACAAAGCGAGGCACAUUGCCACCAACAACAUAAUGGCAGUAAAGGUCAUCUCUGUUGAUAUCACACCUGAUGUUCAGAAGCAGAUCCUCUCAGAACUCCAGAUAUUGUACAAGUGUGACUCCCCUUUCAUCAUUGGCUUCUAUGGAGCUUUCUUCACCGAGAAUAGAAUAUCAAUAUGUACAGAAUUUAUGGAUGGUGGUUCAUUAGAGAUGUACCAUUGCAUUCCUGAAAAUCUCCUGGGAAGAAUUACUGUUUCUGUCGUCAAAGGAUUGACAUACCUUUGGAGUUUGAAGAUCAUGCAUAGAGAUGUCAAGCCUUCCAAUAUCCUGGUCAACACUCAAGGUGAAGUCAAGCUGUGUGACUUUGGUGUCAGUGCUCAACUCGUGAAUUCUAUCACUAAGACGUAUGUCGGAACCAACGCAUACAUGGCACCAGAGCGAGUGAAGGGAGACCAGUAUGGUGUACAUUCAGAGGUUUGGAGUCUUGGCGUAUUUCUCCUUGAGAUGGCAACGGGCAGAUUUCCAUACCCAGUUACACCAAGGGAGAAUGAACUGUCGGCCAUAGACUUGCUACAGUGCAUUGUACAUGAGGCACCUCCAUCGUUGCCGAGGGAUAGUUUUUCAGAAGCAUUUGUGGAUUUUGUAGCCCAGUGCAUGCGGAAGAACCCCAACGACCGACCGACGCCAGAAGCCUUACUGCACCACGCGUUCAUCAGGGCCUACGAUGACGGCAACAAACAGAUCAUUGCCGAGUGGGUGUGUAGAAACCUGCAGGAGAUCAGGCUGAUGGCAGCAGCAGCAGCAGCAGCAGCAGCAGCAGGUGCUGGGGGUAUGUGACGAAAGAAAAACAGGGAUUUUUCAGUGUGACGUAGAGUUCACAACCAAGAUAAACUCCUCCCCCUGUAAUUUCAGUUACAAUUGCAACUCACGGCACCAUUGCCUCAGUCUGGACGAUGUGAGUAGUCAGCAAGGUAAUCAAGGUGGCGAUGCUGGAGCAUUGGAACUGAUAUCCAACCAGAGGUCCGUCUGUCGAUCCCUCCCUUGUGAUGUGUAGUUCCUGCGAUCUAGUCGGUGUUACUUUUGCCUCCUCUACGUCCAUGCUGUAGGUUUUACAGUCAAACCCCAGACCAAGCAACAGAUGAGCGGUACAGUUUAUAGUCAGUGUUGCCAUUUGAAUGCAUAAUUGACUAAUCUCUGUAACUGUUGAAGCCAUUUGAAGUGUGCUUUAUACCAUGCUUUUCUGGUGUCCGAGGCUAUUGCUAGCUGUGUCUUGUGUGACUAGCAUAAACCUUAUGGGUCAGCGCGGACAUCUGGGAUUCUCGCAAAAUGACAGUUGCUGCGCCGGUGAAAACAGCAAUCUUGGCAACGUACGCAUGCACCAGCCAG
Messenger RNA from Acanthaster planci (crown-of-thorns starfish), 1806 nucleotides. It is a transcript of the gene map2k5, whose product is annotated as mitogen-activated protein kinase kinase 5. Gene Ontology annotation, molecular function: MAP kinase kinase activity; protein binding; ATP binding. The record is from RefSeq and is a predicted model, not a curated record. NCBI's taxonomy places the organism in Eukaryota, Metazoa, Echinodermata, Asteroidea, Valvatida, Acanthasteridae. Gene Ontology annotation, biological process: MAPK cascade; protein phosphorylation.